GCGGAUGCGGCAAUCUUCUUAUUGAAAGCAAGCCGCAAAGCCAGUGUUUUUAUCCAGCUCUGUGUUUAUGAUGGUUCACAAACCAUUGUCUACUUUAGAUCUGCUUCGUCGUAUGUCUAACCAAGGAUAAGGCUGUAAAGAAAACAAAAACAAAAUGGAACUUGUGUAUUCUAUAGACUUUCAUGCUUUUUCUAAAGCAAGCGAAUUUGUGUUUGAUGAGAAAAUAUGCUGCACUUUGUCAUGUCGAAACAUUAUCGCGUUCAGUCGUGCAAGGAGAGCUGAAAAUGAAAGGGACAAGCUGGACAUCAGCUACGAGGUGUGCGUGGUGGACCUGGACAAGCCGUGGCAGGAGUACAGGGUCAUGAUGUCACACACGGCGGUCACUUACAUGAGGUGGGACCCGGCCGGCACCACGCUGCUCAUCGUCAACGCGGAGGGAUGCUUCAGUCUCUGGAGGAUGAAGGAUCACUUACUGAAUGUUUGGGAGGAGGUAGGAUCUGUGGAGAUGGACAAAGAAGAGAUCUUGGUUCUAGCUUGGCUUCACAAUGGAAUUCAGACUUUGUUCAAUCCAGAGGCAAGAGAUUUAAUUGUGUACAACGAGAAGUUUUCUUUGGCCAAGAUGUACCCAUCUGUCACUCAGUUUGGAAAGAAACCAGUUGACGGUUGGAUAGCUGUCACUUCAACUGGCAUGUUGUUAGUGGGCCUCAUCCCUGACCACAGUGGACCGCUGGUGAUGGGGAAAGCCUCCUUGAGCCAGAUCCCAAUGCACAUCACUCAAGCGGAUGUGGCCUUCAUGCCUGAUGGACAGAUCCUCAUUGCAGCCAGUGACGGACAACUCAACUCCUCUGUUCAUUGUUACAUAGCAGCCCUGGCUCUCAAAAAUCACGCCUGCCUUGUUAGGUGUAGCCCUUCUGCUAGCUUUUUCCUCAAGAAGCAGCCUGAUCCAGCAAUUCAAGAACAGCACACUCCGCGACUGACGCGCCUCAGCUUCAUGAACAGAGAGAGCAGCGAAGUGCUGCUGGCCUGUUGGGGCACUGCAAACUACAGCUGUGUAGAGGUCUGGCAUCUAAUAGAGCAGACGGUGCCUCUCAACCGGCGGUUCCAGAACGCAGCAGUGACUGAGUAUGCCUUCAAGACAAAGCGCUGGAUCCACAAGUCUUCGUUCGUUCAUCGCUCAGGGUUAACCAACAUUGCGCGGCCAAAGAUGCCCAUCAGUCGCUCUUUCAACAUGGAGUCGACCAAUUUCCUGUGCUACUUUGCGUGCACUUACCGAGAUGGCUCAAUCAAAAUUGUUCACAGGCAGAGUUAUCAGGUGAUCUACACUUUCUCCUUGGACCAGCUCAUUAAUUUCAAGACGGAGCCCCCAGAGAAACGGUCUCGCACUGCAGUCCCCCACCUGGUCUCCGCCGUGCAGACCAACACUGGCUGUGGCUUGGUGGGCCUGGGGGAAGGUCGUCUCUACUUGUUCCGGAUGUUCAACUCUCGCGAAGGUUCGCUGCAGAUGCUGCCGGUCUUUGUGGUUUUACUGCUGGAGUACACCAUGUACACCGGGCUGGAUUCGUGGGACGUGCUGCUGGCCGUCCGGCAAGGUAUGAUAGAGGGUAUUGUGGACAAGCUUCACUCCAACUUCCAGAAGCAGACUGGAGCCUUCCAAGAGCUGCUUCAGCAACGUCUCCUUCGCCUCAAGAUGGCGCUGUACUCUUGCCAGGUGCCAAACACUCAGCGAGCAUCCGACUGCCGCGCCAUGACGACGCUACAUGCCAUCGCUGCUGUGCUCAAGUCGUGUCUCCGGCCCAAAAACAUCACAGCACAAGACAAGUCCCCUGCUGAGAAACUGUCCAACCUGUGCUCUUUGUCAAUGGAGAUGGAGCUGGACCAGAUGACCAAAGCUCUGGAGCCUGAUGAUCUGAUGCGAGACACAUUCAGGACUACCUCAGGCUCACAGAGUACCCAGUCGUCCUUGCAGUCCCUCCAGCCAUUCGUCCAGUGGGUCACUGACUUUGUGCUGCACAUACUGGCCGCCGUGUCCAUGUACCCAAACUACUCAUCUUACCCAGGGGCUACACUGCUCAAAGAUCCACAGGUGUUAUGCCUGGUGCGUGAGCUGCUCAUUAUUAUCCGAGCCUGGGGCAAAGUCAGCUCUGCCUGCCUGCCAGUAUUUAUGACCACCGUGACCCUCGACCCAUUGCCGCACCUGUUCCGGCUCAUCACAAAGGCGUGGCUGAUGGCCCGAGACAACAGCAACAUUGAGUCUGACCAGACUUUUGUGGAUGAGUGCUGUAAUUUGCCCAGCAAGAUGCUUCUACCAAAUUAUCGAAAAACUUUUGGAGAGGAAAUGAACUGCUACCUUGCUUUCUCACAGCCGUUUCCUAUCAACUAUGAGUUUGGUGUGGAACCAGGUUUUCUGUUUAACUCCCGAUUCCCCCAUCGGAUGUUCCCUCUGGACUUGUGUCUUGAUGCGGAGCAGAAAUACGACUGCGUGCGGCACAUGCAGCUGGGUGUGCACCCACGGGAACAAGUUCGGGAAUGCGUGCGUUGCAGGUCACUGUCUCUGCGAAGGAACCCAGCCAAAACCAAAUCUCCUCUGCUGCGAGCGUGGGAGCUCCGGUUUGUGAAGUCGUGUCUGUGCGGAGGCCACUGGAAGCUGCAGACAUCGGCAAAGUCCAUAGAGAAAUGAACAUGACUCAUAUAUAGUUUUUGGCCUAUUUUUUUCCACUGACUUCAGACUUUUUACAGCAAUCUAGUCUUGGAAGGGUUAGAUCUGCAGCUGCCAGGUCAAGGAUUCUUGAAAAAUGUGAAAACAGUGGUUGCAACAAAUCAGAUCAAAGUCUGCUGAUAAAGAGCUUGUGUGUCUUUUCGUUUACUCUUUGGUGUAAAAAUCAUUGAAUGGCUAAAAAGAGUAAUUGAAGCACUUGAUGUUGGUGAACAGUUGUUAACACUGUUAGCACUGUAAAAUGUCUCGGCUCUCUUGAAUGUCAAUAGUUUGUUAAGAACCUCUUGAUGAAUUGCUAUUUUUCAGUCUGACAUGUACUGAUUACAAGAUUAAGGAAAUAGACAUUUGCAGGCCUAGGCGGUAAGAAUCUGACUAUGGAAAAAAUCAUGCAUGGGCUUGAGCAAGUGCAGCUGAGAAACAAAACAAAAAAACAAAAACAAAAAA
Messenger RNA from Aplysia californica (California sea hare), 3157 nucleotides. RefSeq names its product mediator of RNA polymerase II transcription subunit 16. The transcript has 13 exons. Bases 155 to 2677 code for a protein of 840 amino acids. Lineage: Eukaryota; Metazoa; Mollusca; Gastropoda; Aplysiida; Aplysiidae. Gene Ontology annotation, molecular function: protein binding. Gene Ontology annotation, cellular component: mediator complex. The record is from RefSeq and is a predicted model, not a curated record. Gene Ontology annotation, biological process: positive regulation of DNA-templated transcription.